Molecule: messenger RNA, 2080 nt
Organism: Chrysemys picta bellii (western painted turtle)
Lineage: Eukaryota; Metazoa; Chordata; Testudines; Emydidae
Gene: HOXA13
Product: homeobox A13
Biological process (GO): regulation of transcription by RNA polymerase II
Molecular function (GO): RNA polymerase II cis-regulatory region sequence-specific DNA binding; DNA-binding transcription factor activity, RNA polymerase II-specific
Source: RefSeq, a predicted model, not a curated record
CGGAGAUUUAGUAUCUCUUUUUUCAGUCUUUGGGGCUUUUAAAAAAGAGCCACUAGUCUCAAUGCUGAUCGGGCUAUGACAGCCUCCGUGCUCCUCCAUCCCCGCUGGAUCGAGCCCGUCAUGUUCCUCUACGACAACAGCCUGGAGGAGAUCAAUAAGAACAUGGAAGGUUUUCAUGCAGGCAGCAACUUUGCGGCAGCGGCGGCGGCCAACCAGUGCCGGAAUCUGAUGGCUCAUCCCGCAUCCCUGGCCGCCCCCAGCACGGCUGCCUACACGUCGAGCGAAGCGCCAGCCUCUGGCAUGGCUGAGCCAGCUGUCAAACAGUGCAGCCCCUGCUCGGCGGCCGUGCAGAGCUCCUCCGGGGCCGCCCUGCCCUAUGGCUACUUUGGCAGCGGCUACUACCCCUGCCGCAUGACCCAUCACAACGGCAUCAAGUCCUGCGCGCAGCCCGGCUCCACUUUUGCGGACAAAUAUAUGGACACCUCGGUCUCGGGCGAAGAGUUCACUUCCCGGGCUAAGGAACUGGCUUUCUAUCAGGGCUAUGCCGCUGGCCCCUACCAACCCGUGCCGAGUUAUUUGGAUAUGCCUGUGGUGCCCACAAUUGGAGGUCCUGGAGAGCCCAGGCAUGAGCCCUUACUCCCCAUGGAGAGUUAUCAGCCUUGGGCAAUCACCAGUGGGUGGAAUGGGCAAAUGUACUGCCCCAAAGAUCAAACCCAGCCACCCCACCUCUGGAAAUCCACUCUCCCGGACGUCGUUUCGCAUCCCUCAGAUGCGAGCUCGUACAGACGUGGGAGAAAGAAACGAGUGCCUUAUACAAAGGUUCAAUUAAAAGAACUCGAAAGGGAAUAUGCUACAAAUAAAUUCAUUACCAAGGACAAACGAAGACGGAUAUCGGCAACUACAAAUCUGUCAGAGAGACAGGUCACAAUCUGGUUCCAAAACAGGAGGGUCAAAGAGAAAAAAGUUAUCAACAAAUUGAAGACUACCAGUUAAUGGAUUAAAAUGGAGAAGCAGCAGUUCACAGGUUUCAGAACUAUUUUUGUCCAGAUUAAAAUAAAUAAUAAUAAUUAAAAAAGACAAUGAACCUCUUAUUUCAUAACAAGAGAUCUGUAUCUUUGGAAUUAUAGCAUUUUAAAAAAUAUUACUGUAGGAAAUGGUUAAGACUGACUGUUCCCCCGAAAUCCAGACCAGACAGUUUAAAUGAUAAACUAUAGAGCCCAAAUGCCCACCUCUCAAAUGCUCAGUUUCAAUUAAGAUACACGUUUUACUGAGAAUCUUGUAAGUAUUUCUGUGACCUUAGUAUUCUAGAACACUAUUAAUGGUUAUAAUCUGAAAGCUGGUUCAAAUAUAAAGUUCGAUGUAAACAUAUUUUUUCUUCCAUUGCAAUCCAAAUGUUGAAUUACUGCUCAGGUAAAUCAUAGUGAAAAUAUACAAUUACUGUAUGUUUAAGAAAUGCAUUUUAUGUUUGAAAAGAAGGUACUGAAUAAGGAUUUCAGAGGCAUCAGUAAUGACGGAAGCUCUGUGGAGCAAAUGAAAAACAAUGCAAACUAUUGGGGAUAGAAAGGCUAAUACUUGUUUGGAAAUAGCUUUCUUUGAGUUAUUUUUCAAUAGCUGAUUUUUUUAGCAUUCGAGCUGUUUCCUGCAAACAGUCUGACAGAUAUUUUCUAAAAGAACUCUACACAUAUUACACCUCAAAUGGUCUUCAAUAAUUGUUAAAUAGGUAAACCCCAGUAAAUUGUAAAACGUUUAACUCUUGGGUGGAUACAAAUACGUGAAUGUUGGCAUUUUAUUAUAAUAAAAAAGUCCUUUCUGGGAAAAAAAUAUCAGAGAACUCCAAACUGAGAAAUACAUGUUGUGUUCCCAGAAAUAUUUUGAUUUCUAUGUUCUAUAUUUUGAUCUAUAAGUAAUUAGUCAUUUACCUUGUUUAUUGUCUGUUCUGAGGCAACAUUAAGAAGUUGAGGGAUUCAUUUUACCGCACCUUUUAAAUCCAAACAGUUAUUUCAACCAGCACAUUAUUUUUGUUUUUAUUCACUAUAAGAUGCUAUCUUGUAAAUAAUAAUAAAAAAAAUCAGCGCACUGU